Prunus armeniaca (apricot) is the source of this 1047-nucleotide messenger RNA. Lineage: Eukaryota; Viridiplantae; Streptophyta; Magnoliopsida; Rosales; Rosaceae. The record is from the annotation of a GenBank genome assembly.
AUGGGGAGCCAUUUGAGGAUGGAGUUAAUGGUUUUUCUUGUAUUGGUUUUUUUGGGGAUUAGCAGCAUAGCCUAUGGUGCAGUUUCCCACACUACCAUGAGAAAGAUUGAUAGAUUAAAUAAAAAGGGUCCAUAUUUGGGCAUUGUGGUGCCAAAUUUCUUUGAGCUGAACCCUCUUCUUCAAUCCACAAGCUUUGUGGCUGAUCAGAAGCUUCCCUAUUUGGAUUUUUCUGGAAGAAGGUUUCGAAUUGGACGGUUGGAAGACGAAAGUGUUAUAAUUGUUAUGACAGGAUUGAGCAUGCUUAAUGCAGGUAUCUCAACUCAAUUACUGCUAAGCCUGUUCAAGGUGAAAGGUGUUGUGCACUAUGGAGUUGCAGGAAAUGCAGAUCCUCAACUCCAAAUUGGAGACGUGACUAUCCCUCAAUUUUGGGCUCAUACAGGCCUUUGGAAUUGGCAGAGGUUUGGAGAUGGGCCUGGUAAUGACUUGUCCUUAGAAUCAUUUGGAGACUACACAAGAAAAGUUGGUCACAUAAAAUUUUCUGAUUUCAACAACAAAACCAGAAAUGGCAAGUCUGUUCCCAAUCUUCUGAACAAUGUAUGGUAUCAACCAGAAGAGGUCUUCCCAGUUCAUGGCACUCCUGAAGUUAGGCAACAUGCCUUCUGGGUUCCAGUCAACCCUAAGUUUUUUGCAGUUGCCAAGGACCUAGAGGAUUUGAAGUUGGGGGGUUGUGUGAAUACAACUUGUCUGCCAAGAGCACCCACUGUGGUGAGGGUCAAAAGGGGCAUAAGUGCAAGUGUGUUUGUUGACAACAGAGCAUACAGAGAAUUCUUGAACUCCAAAUUCAAUGCCACUUCCAUUGACAUGGAAAGUGCUGCAGUGGCUUUGGUCUGUCACCAACAGAAGAAGCCCUUUAUUGUAAUUAGAGCUCUCUCUGAUUUGGCUGGUGGAGGCUCCUCUGUCUCCAAUGAAGCCAACAUCUUUGCAUCUUUGGCUGCUCAAAAUGCAGUUGAUGUUGUGCUUAGAUUCAUUUCCUUGCUGUCUUCAUAG